Molecule: messenger RNA, 1056 nt
Organism: Striga asiatica
Lineage: Eukaryota; Viridiplantae; Streptophyta; Magnoliopsida; Lamiales; Orobanchaceae
Source: the annotation of a GenBank genome assembly
AUGGUACCUGAAAUCAGGAAUUCCGCUUCUACAAUCAUAUACGUUCUUACGGUUAGAAUUAAGUCAAGAGAUAGGGGAGACGUAACCGCUAAUGGGUGGAAAAAAGGAAAGAGACGCCUUCUACUUGGCGUCCUUGUUGUUGCUCAUCAUCUUCUUAAACUCCUCGAAGCACACAUAGCCGUCCCCGUCGGAAUCCACGGACUUGAUCAUGCCGGCGCAAUCCUGCUCGGAGCAGCGCUCCCCGAGGCGCGUGAGGAUCUUGUGGAGCUCCGCUGCCGAGAUCCUACCGUCGUGGUCCUGAUCGUACAGCUCGAAGGCCUCCCGGAGCUCCUUCUCCGCCGAGCGGUGAGGAUCGGCGUCGCCGCUGCAGAAGGCGGCGAACUCCUGGAGGUUGAUGUGGCCGUCCUUGUCGGUGUCGAUCUCCUGCAUCAUGCGGGCGACCUCUUCGGGGGAGGUGGCGGUGAGGACUCCGCGGAGCUCGUCGGCGGAGAUCUUGCCGUCGUUGUUGGCAUCGAAGCGCUCGAAGACCUUGCGGACCUCGACCAUGUUCUCGAGGUAGAGGGAAGGCUUGGAAUCUGGGGUCGGGAUGAAGGUGCUCAAGGUAUUGAUUGCAAGUGUUCCUCCAUGCUAGUGAUACAUCAAACAAAACAACAUCAAAUUCUUCCCUUCCCACCAACACAACACAACACAUAUGAUUUAUGGACAAAGAAGAAAGUCCAUCACAUCACACCACAUCACAUCACAUCAGCAGUUGAUGCCGCACUGCUGGACAUCGGGCCCCGUGACCCGAGUCGUGAACGGGUCGACCCGUACCCAAAGCAGGGAGAAGAUGGAGGCAAGCAGGAUGGACCAGACGACGACAAUAGUGGGCGUUCGGUUCUGGCGGCCCAUCAACCCCUUAAGGAAAGGAUAGAGAUGAACAAUGACCCAAAACGCAAAGAAGAGCUUCCCAAAGAGUGGGCCCCACGACUGGUACCCACUAUUGAUGGCGUACGAUACUCCCGCCACCACCCCCACGAUGUUAACAAUGAGAAGAGUGGUCGGUGGGAUGAGUAG